Messenger RNA from Culex pipiens pallens (northern house mosquito), 879 nucleotides. RefSeq lists its product as uncharacterized. NCBI's taxonomy places the organism in Eukaryota, Metazoa, Arthropoda, Insecta, Diptera, Culicidae. The coding region runs from base 135 to 494 and encodes 119 amino acids. The record is from RefSeq and is a predicted model, not a curated record. The transcript is spliced from 2 exons.
UUCACUUCAUAUUCAAAUGAAUUUCACUUAGAUUUGCCCCAUUCGACAUUUCCUUUAAUUUCGAAGUGAAAAGCACGUUAGAUUGAAAUGUUUUGGUUUUAAGGUGCGUAUGGCCAAAAUUCUUCAUAAGUAAGAUGGCCACAGACGAUGUGGUGCAAAGUUUGCUUUUCGGAUUGAAAAGCUCCUUUUUGCUAACAAAUUACCGUAGUUUUUUCUCUAUUUGUGCGCUGAUGAAAAUCGGCCAGAGUUCGUCCCAGGAACCUACUCCGAUCCGGAGCUGUUAUCCCGGACGAAAGAUUGCAAGCGGUUUUUGUCAAGAUUCGUCAUGGACAUCAAAGGCGGGCUUCGGAUCCGCCAGCUGCCGGAUCGAGAAGUGUUUGAGAUUGUCGGUGACGAUACAUCAGCCCAGCAUGGCUUUCUUUUUGAGCCCUUCGAUGGACACAGCUCAGCACAACGCCGUCGGGACCUGGUCCGAACACUUCAACGCUGUGUAGCAGAGCAAAUUUAAUACCAGUGAAGUGAAAUGUUUAGUUUAAUGUUAUGUAUCCAAGAAGAUGUUUGGUUUUGAAAAUAAAAAAUAUAUAUGUUUGAAACCGAGGUAUAAAUUUAUUUAAAAAAAUAAGAAACCUCUCACCGUUUAAAACACCUGAAAACCAUUGGAAAACCGUUCGAUUCAGACUAAAAAAUCAUUUAACAUUAGUGAGAAAAGCAUUGCAAAUUCAUAAGCGUUGUCACAUGAAGUUAACGUGUUUUGCUUUUGAAUUUACCGGGUCGCGUGAUGAGAAUUUUCGAAGUGAUUUGCACAUGACAUUCACAUGCCAAGGCGUAUGGGGCAGAUUCACGUGUGAAACAUGUGAUAUUGCUAUGUGCCUUUCUUUC